Humulus lupulus (European hop) is the source of this 1104-nucleotide messenger RNA. RefSeq lists its product as uncharacterized. Gene Ontology annotation, molecular function: nucleic acid binding; zinc ion binding. The transcript has 2 exons. The record is from RefSeq and is a predicted model, not a curated record. The coding region runs from base 1 to 1104 and encodes 367 amino acids. NCBI's taxonomy places the organism in Eukaryota, Viridiplantae, Streptophyta, Magnoliopsida, Rosales, Cannabaceae.
AUGGCUUUAGGUGUGGCCAUAAGAGGGUUCACUUACAUGAGGAAAGUAAUUGGUAUUGAUGCGGCUUGGAUCAAAACUAAGCAUAAGGAGAAGUUGAAGGAGUUGAUACCUGAUAGCUCAUACUUAUGUUUUAUUUCUGAUAGACAUCAAAGUAUCAAACAUGCAGUUCGUCAUGUUUAUGUUAUGGCUUCCCAUGGGGCAUGUUAUUGGCAUGUAAAACAGAAUAUAAAACACUGUUUCAAAAGUGCUGCAGGGACUAAAUUGUAUAAGAAAGCUGCAAUAGCGUACCGUAUCGAAGAGUUUAAUAAACACUUUGACCAACUUCGCAAAAUAUAUCCACAUGUCGCUAAGUAUCUUGAGAAUGAUGUCAAGUUCAGAAAGUGGUCUAGAGCACAUUUUGGUGGUAAUCGAUAUGAAGUCAUGACCACUAACAUAGUUGAGUCAGUGAACAAUUGGAUGCGAAAGGCAAGAGAGUACCCUAUUAUUGCUAUGACCGAUUUUAUCAUAAGCACGAUGGGACAAUGGUUCCUUGAACGUCGACGGGAAGCAUAUGCAGUGACAACUCCAUUGACACCGAGGAGGGAAGAAAUAUUACGUAAAAGAUGGGAUGAAGUCGGUUCAUUGAUAACUCUCCAGUUAAACGAGAAUGAGUACAAUGUGAUGUGUGGAGAACUCGAUUCAAUAGUAAAUUUAAGGUCAAAGAGUUGCACGUGCAAAGUUUUCGAUAUUGAUAACCUUCCAUGUAUCCAUGCAAUAGCAGCAGCAGGAAAGGCACAACCCCAAAAUACUGGGGAGCUCAUAUAUUCUAUGUGUUCAAAAUACCACACGUCAGAAUAUUGGUUAUUAGCAUAUGCUGAAACUAUUUAUCUUGUUCCUCCAAACUCACAAUGGACCGACAUUCCUGAAGAUGUUAUUGCAGUACAAGUGAUAGCACCUCCUGAAGACAAGACUAAAGGAAGACCAAAAAUCAAUCGCAUACCUUCCCAAGGUGAAGUCCCUAAGAAAAAAUAUAAUUGUGGAGCAUGUGGACAAUCAGGACAUAAUUCAAAAAAAUGUCCUAGUCGACAAGUGCCAUCAGAUGUUAGAAGCACAACUCAUGUGUGA